CAGGCGGCGACCCAGGCGGCGACCCAGGCGGCGACUCAGGCGGCGACCCAGGCGGCGACCCUGGCCGGAGAACGAGGCUGCUAUCCCGCCAUGACCACCACCGUGGCUCGCUACCAGCUCCCGCACGGAGCCCUGUGCGUGUCGAAGGGCAACCUCGUCGCGUUUGACGGCUGCGCGAUUGUCAACGCGGCCGACACAAAGUGCCUGUACGGCAAGGGUGUCGACGGCGCGGUCAACAAAGCGGGCGGGCCGGCGCUGAUCGAGGCGCGCAAGCAGCUGCCGGUCCGCGCGGGGACGCGCGACGUCCGCUGCCCGGUCGGCGAUGCCGUUGUCACGGUCGGCGGCAAUCUCCGCUGCCGGCACGUGAUUCACGCCGUCGGGCCAAACUUCAAUCCCAAGGCGCAGUGGGUGCAGAAGGUGGCGCCGGACGGCGAGGAGAAGCUGCACUCCGCCUACCUGAGCGCGAUGCACCGCGCCAAGGAGCACGGAGUCCGGACCCUCGCCUUCUCGCUCCUCUCCGCGGGCUUCUUCCGCGGCCCAAAGCCGCUUGUGGACCUGCUUUCGAUCGCGUGCCGCGCCAUCCGGGAGGGAGCCUACCCUGGCCUGGAGGAGGUGCACCUCGUCUCGUUUGGCGGCGGGGAGGUCGGACCGCUCAAGCAGGCGGCGGGCCGCAUCGGCCUCGCCCCCGCUGGCGGCGGAGGAGCAGGCGGCGGAGCAGGCGGUGGCAGCAGCAGCAGCGAGGCGGAGGGGCUGCGGCGCUUCUUUUCGCCGUCCGGCGAUACCGGCGGCGGCGGCAGUGCUGGCGGCGGCGGCAGUGCUGGCGGCGGCGGCAGAGCCGGCGGCGGCGGCAGCGCCGCCGCCAGCGGCAGCAGCGGCGGGGGCCCCGGCGCCGCCGCCCCCCGGCCCGGCCCAGCCCCCGCGGGAUCGGCGGAAGACGCGCCCAUCGUGCUAGACGACGACGAGGAGGAGGAGGAGCCCGCUUGCCGGAAGCGGGCCAGGCACCCUCCUCCCGCGGACGCCCCUCCUCGUACCCUGCACGCGGGCGUCGAGCGGCUCACGCUGCGCGGCGGCGUGCUCGACGACGCCAUCCUCGCCCGCGUGACUGCCAUCGCGCAGCAGUGCAACUGCGUCGGCUGCGACGGUCGCGGGCUCGCCGACGCGGUCGCGCGCAAGCUGCCGUACGGAAGCAGCUACGCCGACCGCCGCAAGGCCGCCUCCAGCCGAUUCGCCUGCCCCGAGGAUCGCGCCGUGCCCGGGACGAUCGACGUGCGCCGCCCGCCGACGCC
Molecule: messenger RNA, 1286 nt
Organism: Emiliania huxleyi CCMP1516
Lineage: Eukaryota; Haptophyta; Isochrysidales; Noelaerhabdaceae
Exons: 3
Source: RefSeq, a predicted model, not a curated record